This is a messenger RNA of Metarhizium album ARSEF 1941, 2685 nucleotides long. RefSeq names its product Periodic tryptophan protein 2. NCBI's taxonomy places the organism in Eukaryota, Fungi, Ascomycota, Sordariomycetes, Hypocreales, Clavicipitaceae. The record is from RefSeq and is a predicted model, not a curated record. The coding region runs from base 1 to 2685 and encodes 894 amino acids. Gene Ontology annotation, molecular function: protein binding. Gene Ontology annotation, cellular component: Pwp2p-containing subcomplex of 90S preribosome; small-subunit processome. The transcript has 3 exons. Gene Ontology annotation, biological process: ribosomal small subunit assembly; maturation of SSU-rRNA from tricistronic rRNA transcript (SSU-rRNA, 5.8S rRNA, LSU-rRNA).
AUGAAGACCGACUUCAAGUUCUCGAACUUGCUGGGUACCGUCUACUGCCAGGGCAACUUGCUCUUUAGUCCCGAUGGCACCCAUCUGUUCUCACCAGUCGGUAACAGAGUGACCGUCUUUAAUCUAGUAGAAAACAAAUCACACACCCUACCAUUCGCCCAUCGCAAAAACAUUUCACGAAUCGGCCUCACACCCCGCGGCAAUCUCCUCCUCACCGUCGACGAAGAUGGACAAGCCAUAUUAACUAACGUCAUUCGCCGAAUUGCCAUCUACCACUUCUCUUUCCGAUCAAGUGUGACGGCUCUCGCAUUCUCUCCCUCAGGGAGGCACUUUGCAGUCGGGCUGGGGCGCGUGAUCGAAGUUUGGCAUGUCCCUUCAACGCCGGAUACGAAUGCCGGCGGCGAGCUCGAGUUCGCACCAUUCGUUAGACACCAUAGGCAUACAGGUCAUUUCGAUGACGUGCGACAUAUCGAGUGGUCGAGCGACUCGCGAUUCUUUCUCACGGCAUCCAAGGAUCUGACGGCGCGAAUAUGGAGCUUGGAUCAAGAGGAAGGCUUUUCCCCUACUGUUCUGUCAGGUCACAAGCAGACCGUCCUCGGUGCUUGGUUCUCUGAAGACCAGGAAACAAUCUAUACUGUCAGUAAAGACGGUGCUGUGUUUGAAUGGCGCUACGUCAAGCCCAUCAAUUCCAAGGAAGCCGACGAGGUGCACGACGCGGAUGACGAUUCCGAUAUGCGAUGGAGAAUAGUGCAAAAACAUUACUUCAUGCAGGGAAGCGCCCAUAUCAGAUGCGCCGCGUUCCAUCCCCAAUCAAACCUUUUGGUUGCCGGAUUCUCCAACGGGGUCUUUGGGUUGUACGAAAUGCCCGACUUUAAUAAUAUCCACAAACUCAGCAUUUCGCAAAACGACAUUGAUUUUGUCACGAUUAACAAGAGCGGAGAGUGGUUAGCAUUUGGCGCUUCAAAACUAGGGCAGCUGUUGGUGUGGGAAUGGCAAUCAGAGUCGUACAUCCUAAAGCAGCAAGGCCAUUUCGAUGCCAUGAAUUCUCUGGUGUACUCACCUGAUGGACGGCGAAUCAUCACCACUGCAGACGACGGAAAGAUUAAAGUUUGGGACAUUGAAUCCGGGUUUUGCAUUGUGACAUUUACGGAACACAGCAGCGGUGUGACAGCAUGCGAGUUCGCCAAGAAGGGCAAUGUGCUCUUCACGGCCAGUUUGGAUGGAUCUAUUCGAGCAUGGGAUUUGAUUCGAUACCGAAACUUUCGGACAUUCACGGCACCGACGCGACUCUCAUUCUCAUGUAUGGCCGUCGACCCAAGUGGCGAAGUCGUUGCCGCAGGAUCUCUCGACUCCUUCGACGUCCACAUCUGGUCUGUACAAACCGGCCAGCUUCUCGACCAAAUGUCCGGCCACGAAGGACCCGUCUCGGCACUGGUAUUCUCACCCAACGGCGACUCCCUGGUCAGCGGCAGCUGGGAUCGCACUGCGCGAAUCUGGUCCAUCUUUAACCGCACCCAGACGAGCGAGCCUCUCCAGCUACAAGCAGACGUCUUGGACAUUGCCGUACGGCCAGACUCACUACAGCUAGCCAUCUCGACGCUAGACGGACAGUUGACGUUCUGGUCCGUGGCCGACGCUGAGCAGGUUGCUGGCCUGGACGGUCGGCGCGACGCUUCCGGUGGGCGGAAAUUCAGUGACCGCAGAACAGCAGCCAACGUGCAAGGAACCAAGAGCUUCAACUCGAUCAGAUACAGCACCGACGGAAGUUGCCUCCUCGCGGGCGGCAACAGCAAGUACAUUUGUCUCUACUCGGUGACUACGAUGGUGCUUCUCAAGAAGUUUACCGUCAGCGUGAACCUCUCCCUGUCUGGCACGCAGGAGUUCCUCAACAGCAAACGCCUCACAGAGGCAGGGCCCGCGGACGAGCUGGACGACCAGGGCGAGGCAUCGGACCGCGAGGACCGCAUCGACUCCGGCCUCCCUGGCUCAAAACGAGGCGGCGAUCCGUCGGCCCGCAAGAAACUGCCAGCCGUUCGCGUCAAUGGUGUCGCCUUCUCACCGGCCGGAACGGCCUUCUGCGCAGCAUCAACAGAAGGUCUACUCAUCUACAGCCUCGACGACACGGUCCAGUUCGAUCCGUUUGAUCUCAGCAUGGAGAUCACGCCGGCAUCGACAUUAAACGUCCUCGAAUGCGAAAAAGAUUAUCUCAAGGCGCUCGUCAUGGCGUUCCGUCUCAACGAGGCUGGUCUCGUCAAGCGUGUGUUCCAGGCCGUGCCCCCAUCAGACAUAUUCCUCGUAGUAGGUGACUUGCCCACCGUCUACGUAUCAAGGUUAUUGCGGUUCGUGGCCGCGCAGACCGAAGAGUCGCCGCAUAUCGAGUUUUGCCUACUGUGGACAAAGGCACUUGUCGACAAGCACGGCAAGUGGUUGGCGGCAAACAGGGGCAAAGUGGACGUUGAGCUGCGGGCUGUUUCACGCGCAAGUUCCAGGAUGCGGGACGAGAUCAGGACGCUGGCCGAUGAAAAUGUCUACAUGGUGGACUACUUGUUGAGACAGGCUGGGAAGGGGAUGGACGCGGGUCAGGGCACAAAGGUGGUCGAGGGCAGGGGGAGUUUGGCGAUGGAAUUGGCGGGCAGCGAUGAGGGGGACUCUGACGACUCUGACGAGUGGAUUAGAUUAGAAUAG